Microthlaspi erraticum is the source of this 642-nucleotide messenger RNA. NCBI's taxonomy places the organism in Eukaryota, Viridiplantae, Streptophyta, Magnoliopsida, Brassicales, Brassicaceae. The record is from the annotation of a GenBank genome assembly.
AUGCACUACCUCUUUAGAGGAAGGAGGAUCCGAGCACAGAAGAGAUGGGAAUCUAUAGUUCUUCUUCCUCCUCAGCCUACAUCUCCUUCUCCGAUAGCUACCGUCACCGCCGACGUAAAACCCACAACUACCACCGCCAAAAUUCCGGCUUUUGACAAGAAAAGCCAAAAAUCAGUAUACCUGGAUAGGUUUGCUGCAAUUCCAGCAACGUUGAAGGAGCUACAAAAAAAAAGGUGUAAAGACAACAAGCUUGUUAUAACUGCAGAAAGCAUCACAUAUGUCCUGGAGAUGUUACAUGGGAUUCAGAAUGAAAACAAGAGCUUAAAGAAAUCUUUCAAGGUGUUUGGUUUAUACUGCAGCUUCCUAGCAUUGCUGUUGAACGUGGAAGUGCAAGCAUUGUUUAUCAAAUUGCAGAAAAAUGGAAUUUAUAUUCCAAAGGAGAGGUAUGCUCAAGAAGAAGCUGAGAAAAAGGCGUCUAAAGAUAAGAAGAGCUUGGAUGUCGGUGCCAACAACCUCUUCAUUGGAAACCAAGCCCUUCAUUGGAAACCAAGCCCUUCAUUGGAAACCAAUAUGCAUGCAAGAUUACACAGAAGCUGCCACAGUUGUGUUUCUAUUCUCCGUUGCAGAUGGAAGCUUUUGUAA